AUGGUAGAGGCACCAAAAUGUGAUGAAAUUACGGUUUAUGCUGUUAAACAAGAAGUUGUUAUUGCCAUUGUUGGGGAUUCAUUCUAUCCAACAGUUGGGAUGCUCCACGUUUUUCUUAAUCGUCUGAGUAUGUGGUGCAUUACUGUAGCAUAUUGUGGAGUCAUUCUGUCAAGGCAAGAUAAUAUAGCACUAUGGGCUGUUCUUGGUUUCGCUUUGAACAUUAUAUUAUCAAAAAGUUUGAAGCAGAUAUUAAACCAGGAACGGCCCGUUUCUGAAGUGUGUUCGGGCCCUGGAAUGCCUUCUACACAUGCUCAAUCUAUUUCCUUUACUGUCAUAUUCAGCAUUCUUUCAAUUAUUGGAUGGCUGGGAUUGAAUGCUCUUUCAGUAAUUCUCAGCGGGCUAGUUGUAGCAGUUGGUGUUUAUUUUACAUGGCUACGGGUUCUACUACGUUACCACACAACUAGCCAAGUGGUUGCAGGCACAAUCGUGGGGUCUAUAUUCUCGGUCUUAUGGUUCACCAAUUGCAAUGCAAUGAUUCUAAAGGCAUAUAACUCGUGUUUAUGA
Molecule: messenger RNA, 564 nt
Organism: Erigeron canadensis
Lineage: Eukaryota; Viridiplantae; Streptophyta; Magnoliopsida; Asterales; Asteraceae
Product: lipid phosphate phosphatase epsilon 2, chloroplastic-like
Exons: 4
Coding region: 1-564 (187 amino acids)
Biological process (GO): protein N-linked glycosylation; lipid biosynthetic process
Cellular component (GO): intracellular membrane-bounded organelle; endoplasmic reticulum membrane
Molecular function (GO): dolichyldiphosphatase activity
Source: RefSeq, a predicted model, not a curated record